This is a messenger RNA of Sebastes umbrosus (honeycomb rockfish), 3121 nucleotides long. RefSeq names its product PKc_LIMK_like_unk domain-containing protein. Gene Ontology annotation, cellular component: nucleus; cytoplasm. NCBI's taxonomy places the organism in Eukaryota, Metazoa, Chordata, Actinopteri, Perciformes, Sebastidae. The transcript has 10 exons. Gene Ontology annotation, molecular function: protein serine/threonine kinase activity; ATP binding. Bases 306 to 1310 code for a protein of 334 amino acids. The record is from RefSeq and is a predicted model, not a curated record. Gene Ontology annotation, biological process: protein phosphorylation; actin cytoskeleton organization.
UCCUAAGACAACCCAUAAAACAUGCAUUUGCAUUAGAGAGGCUCGUUGUUUCACUACCGCAACCACAGAGAGGUAAGCUGCAGGAAGCGGAAUGCACUGCCUUCAAGAGGAGUGUGAGUUUAGCUGAGAGGAGACAGCUUACAGCCUGCAGAGACAAACACACAGAGCCAGACGGAUAAAGGAUGCACAACACUUCACUGACUUCUUUAUAGGCUGCUGCUACACCUGAGCUGCCUACAACGACACUGGGACUGAUUAUAUAUUUUCUGCACAGAGACCUCUGGGUUUGUUCCACCAUCCACAAGAUGCACAUGAAUAGCUUAAUAGAUCAAUGGACGGACGUCUCCAGGAUGUGUGACGUGGACGUGUCCCCGGAGCCCACCAGUCCCACCCUGUACAGUGAAUCUGCAGACAAGUACGACAAUGUGGACCGCUGGCAGAAGCUCCGCACUGCCGUCCGCAAACUGGAAUUCUGGGAAAACUUUACCGCCGAGCUGAUCGGGAGUGGCUUCUUCUCCAAAGUCUAUAAGGUGAUGCACAGCACCAGUCGGAAGGUGACGGUGGUGAAGAUCUACAAAAACGACGUGGACCAAGACAGCAUCGUACGAGAGAUCAGCCUGCUGCAGAAACUCUCCCACCCCAACAUCGUCAGAUAUCUGGGAAUCUGUGUCAAAGAAGACAAACUUUAUCCAAUCUUAGAGUAUGUGAAUGGUGGCUGUCUGGAGGAGCUUCUGGCCAGGAAAGAUGUUCCCCUGUGCUGGAGAGAGAAGGUGGACCUGGCCUGUGAUAUAAGCAGAGGGAUGAUCUACCUGCACUACAAGAACAUUUACCACAGAGACCUGAACUCGAAGAACUGUCUGAUCCGGGUGACGUCUCGGGGUCGGGAGGCCUUGGUGACUGACUUCGGCCUGGCCAGGGAGGUGGUGGAGGUGGUGGAGCUGCCUGUCAAAGACCCCGGCAGGAAACUGUCACUGGUGGGCUCAGCCUUCUGGAUGGCCCCCGAGAUGCUCCGAGGAGAGCCGUACGACCGCAAGGUGGAUGUUUUCUCCUUCGGCAUCGUGCUCUGUGAAAUCCUGGCCAGGAUCGCUGCCGACCCGGAGAUACUACCCAGGUCACAGGACUAUGGGCUGGAUGUGAAUGCGUUCAGGGAGCUGAUGACUGACUGUCCUCAGCGUCUCCUGGAGUUAGCAGCCAGAUGCUGCAUGGUGGAGUCCUUCAGACGGCCAGCGUUCACAGAGUUGCUGGAUGAGUUAGGAGAAGUCGCCGAGAGUCUGGAGCCGCCACCGAAAUCUGAUGUGACCACGAGCUGAGUCGCACCGUCUGGGAACCCCACCUAGAGCGUCUUGGAGUAUUUGGUCAGUGUCUGGACAGGAAGCUGGACUGACCCUGAGCCCUCUGUGGCAUCUCUCUCCUCUACUGCAUAACACCCGACCAUGGCUGAACUUGUCUUAACUGAGGUGUUGCAGAUAUAAUAGAUGUGUUUUUUGGAGGGUGGUGGAAACUCUCCUGUCUUCUCAUGAACACUUUGCUUUGACACAGUUUUUUGUACAGAUGAAUAGUAGUCUGACUAGUAGGAUGGAAUGUACAGUAUAGUCUGUUUUUUUGCAGCACGUCUUUCUCGACCAAAAAGGUCUUAUCCUCCAUCCUUAUCUUCCUCAGUUCCUUCUGUUCUGUGUGAGUGGUUUGUUUGUAGCCAACAACACAGAUGAUCAUGUCUGUUGAUGUGUUUUCUGCCUUUUCUAUCUGCUCGCCCGUCCGGUCUCCUCUACACUGGAACAAACACGUCACUUCGUAUAAGAUGGGACACAACAAAUAGGUGACUAACAAAUCAGGAGCUGAAGAGAUUUGUUGUCUUGUAGACUUUGGAGUUGAACAGAAACACAAGUUGACAGAAAACUCAAACAUGCCAACGUCAAAUUUGCUCCGUGUGUUCAGGUUCAAAAAUCUACACAUUUCAGCUUUUCAGGAACAAAUAAAAAAAAUCUUUCAGGCUUUUAUUCAGCAUAAUGACUGCGUUUUUGAGUUAUUCUGUGGAUUUUGCUCAGAGGAACCGUACAUUUCUCAACAAUGAAAUCACAAAAAGUGGUUGUUUUCAAUAGCGAUAUGCACAAUUUAAUAUCCACGUCUCUUUUUUUCACGUUUUCAUAUUUUGUCAUUGUUACUUUGAACUGAACAUGUGCUUGUAAAUAUUCUUUUGCUCACAACUUUUUAAAUUCUGCCACCUUUUUGGGGAUUGAAGGGUCCACAUUCCUUCAAGUUUACCAGUAUUUACUAUUUUCCUGUUUGUGUGUGUCUCAGUGAUUUUUCAGACAGCUGCAAUACAAAAUUAACUUUCACAAAAGGCACAUUUAUUUUUUAUUCCAUUAAAUUGGUUCCAACUUUUUAGUUGGUUCUCAAAGUUCAGAGAUACAGGUUUAGUUUUCUUGCACUUACGCACAUAAAUAUGAUACAAUGGGGAACAAAUAUAAAAGACAACAAUGACAUAUAGGUAAAACACAGAAAUCCCAGCAGGCUUUUACAUACAGAAAUAAAAACUAAAUUGGUAGACGGACUCACAAAUGAGAAGAAAUACAAAUAAUCUGUAACUUAAAGGACCAGUGUGUAACAGUUAGGGGUAUCUAUUGGCAGAAAUGGAAUAUAAUAUUAAUAAGUAUGUUUUCUUUAGUGUAUAAUCACCUGAUAAUAAGAAUCGUUGUGUUUUUGUUACCUUAGAAUGAGCCGUUUAUAUCUACAUAGGGAGCGUGUUCUCUUCACGGAGUCUACCAUGUUUAUACAGUUGUCCAGAACGGAAAAACCAAACACUGGCUCUAGAGAGGGCCAUUUACGGUCUCACAUUUUUUUCUCCUACACGCUUGGCAAACGGGAGAAGUUUCUGCUGGUUGCAAUCUGCAACCUCACUGCUAGAUGCCGCCAUAUCCUACACACUGCUCCUUUAAUUUACCAUUUAGGCAGCGAGUUUUCUCCAUUCAAGGUAGAUCAUCUGCUCAGAGUGACUGUAUAAAUAUUCAUCUGCAUUUAGAUUUUGUUUCACUUUUCACAUUCCAUCAUGUAAAACUAAUGGAACAAUUAUCAUUUGAUCUCCUUUAAAAAAAUAAAGUUUCAGUCCCAUUUGAUAUAAAUA